AUGAAAUAAAUUAACUGGAAUAAAAUGUGUGCGUAACAAGCUUAGAGUAACAAGUGAUCCAUCAUAAUCAAAUCAAGAGGUCACUGAUCCAAUCCAUAAAUGAACUAGAACCGAUUUCAUUCACCCGUCAACCGUCACCUCCCGUUUCCCGUCAGUCAUAGACUCAGAAAAAUAAGUUUUCAAUUUCAACUUUUCAUUCAUCGUUUGUCAUCGAAGGAUCAUGGUUUAAUACAUUUUUAUUAUGAUUACAGAAAUUCAGUGGAAUUUCCUAUAAUUUUUUACAUAUUAUGAGAGUUUUAUAUAUUUUUUUAGUGUUUAAACUUUAGUGAAAUGUGCUAGUGGACAGUUUUUUGUGUUAAAACAGUUUUAUUUGUGACUUUGCUGAUCUAUUGACAUAUCAUACUGAUAAACGCCAGCCAAAAAUAAGAAGACUGAAUCAUCCAAAUAAAUUAAAAAAAAUAUAACAAAAUAAUGACUAGAUAGGAACAUUCCAGAAUAUGCUACAGGAGUAGCGGUGAAACUGACCGGAAACGCGUGAUGCGCCAUUGUGUCAACAGCACGUGAUAGAAACAAGAUGGCGGAGCUUCCGGCGAUGAGGUCCGAGAAGGAUAAUUUCAUAGACGAAGCGGCGGAGAAGCUUCUAGAACAGAACGAAGUCAUCAUUGUGCCGAGGAAGAAUGACGAGGGAUUGGUUUCUGUGAAAUCGUCCAAAAAAGUGAAACUACCGGACGAUGGCGGCGCGGUGGGCGGCCGGUUCACCAUCGGGCCGGCGCCAGAGCGCGACUGGGAGAUGGUGCCGCCGGACGGCCGGUGGGGCUGGUGCGUGCUCGUAGGUGCGACGUUAGUGAAUAUCCUGAUACCGGGGACGAUCAAGUCUUUCGGCGUGUUGCUGCUGGAGUUCAAUGACCUGUUCCAAGCCAGCGCUUCGGCGUCUUCGGGCAUCAUCGCGCUGUGUUACUUCCUUUACAGCAGUUUAGGUCCUGUGUCCUCCAUACUGUCAGUGAAAUGGUCGUACCGAACUGUCACCCUCAUCGGUGGAUGCUUCGCAGCCUUCGGGAUGAUCUUCAGCAGUUGGGCAUUCUCUAUCAGCUAUUUGUAUUUUAGUUUCGGAGCCAUGGUGGGCACCGGCGCCGGUCUAGCGUUCCCGCCCACCGUGUACAUCGUGACGUCAUACUUCGUCCGGUUACGUGGGCUGGCUAACGGGAUCUGCAUGUCGGGGUCAGCCUUCGGCAGCAUCAUCCUGCCGCCCGUGCUGAGGUACCUGCUCGAGGAGUUCGGCUACCAAGGCGCAGUGCUGAUACUGGGCGGCAUAAUGCUCAACGUGUGGGCGGCGGCAUUGCUCUUCCAGCCCGUGGAAGUUCACAUGGUGAAGAAGUACAAGGAAGUCGAGGAAGAUGAUGAAUGCCCACAGUUGGAACCGUUUAUAGAAGAAGAUCCCAACGAAUUAGAAGAAACAAAUCCAAAAUUAACUCUAACCCCGGAUGACAGCAGCGCAGAGAAAUUCCAAAAUGGCUCCCCACCGAUAUUCAAGCAAAAUUCAAACGCAACGCUCGACGAAAAACAAUCACCUAAAAAUGAUUUCAUCCGCUCGGCUAGUGCUGCCCACGUAUCACAUAUCGAGAAUACCCGGUCUCGGAAAAUAUCGACACCGGUCACUUCGAAACAUGGCCUUCAGCACAUCUCUAGCAAGGUGUCAAAUCAUUUGCCGAGCAAUUUAUCUUUGUUGGAAUCAGUGCCCGAAGGGAAGCCUAGUAGAGUUAAUUCCCAAGAGGCUUUCGGUAAAAAGUUGAUUGUGCCAAAAACGCCAAAGCGAAGUCCAUCUACCUCGAGUUUUCAGUACAUGUCUACGCCUUUCCAUGGUUCAACUUUAUCAGCGUUUGAAAAACCAAGCGAAUUCGCUUCCCAAUUCAGUUUAAAAUCAGUUACUGAUAGUCUAGCGCCCAUAACCUAUUGCUGUGGUUGCAAAAAGAGGCCUAAAGAGGACGAAACGAAAAAAGAGCCGAACAAAUAUUUCGAUGUACAACUAUUAAAAGAUCCUAUAUACUUAGUUAUAUUAAUAUCGAAUUGUACGAGUGCUAUUUCGUAUACAAAUUUCAUUAUACUAGUGCCGUCCUAUGCCCACGAAUGUGGUUUCGAUAAAACUUUGGGAGCGUAUUUGCUAUCGAUAAUAUCGGCGUUGGAUUUAGUCGGCAGAAUUGGUGGAUCAGCGUUAUCAGAUGUAGUUAGUACGCCAAAGAGGUAUUUUUUCAUUACCGGGUUACUUUUGUCUGGUAUUAGUUUGAGUAUGAUACCGUUAGUGUCGACUUAUUCUGCUAUUAGUGCUUUCUGUUGCAUUUUUGGUUUAGCAUCUGGUAUCAACGUUGGUGUCACAGCACUAGUUAUGACCGAAAUGUUGGGAACUGAACGACUUAUGUCAUCUUAUGGUAUUAGCUUGUUUAUGAACGGUAUACUCCAGUUGGUAGGGCCGCUGAUAUGUGGGGCCUGGUUUGAAUAUACAAAAUCCUACAAAUCUCUAUUCGUAACUCUGGGUUUCAUCUUGGUAUUCGGUGCGGCUUUGUGGUCAUUUGUGCCGAUCAUACAUAGCAGGAGAAGAAAAGCUGAGGCGCUAAAAAAUGGCAUUGAUAAGGCGUAAAUAGCCUAAAAUUCAAGAAGACAGUUUAACAUCGGGUAUUAGUGCGAGACAGACGACCGUUUGUGUGUUAACCAUAGAUUUUAACUGUAGAUGUGUCUAGAAAAUAAAAAGAUGACAUUGUUUUGCAUUGAGUUACUAUGUACUAGAGAAGACAUCAUUUGUGGCGAUAUCACCGCAUUCAUAGUCUUGCUAGCUAUGAUGAGCGAAAAACCUAAACACUACGUAAUUCAAGGCAUUACGACGUUUUGAUCGCAUCUUAUAUGCGGCUUAAGUGUCUGUUUGUCGCAUACAGCUUACUGAUUGCUUGCGGAAUUGUAAUAGGGUGAAGUUGCCACAACAUUCAAGUAGUAAUAUUAUAAACAGCCGAUUGGACUGAAAGUUGUAACGGACAAAAAUAUACCUUAGAUGUAAAGGGCAUGUCCCAAUUUUGUAUGGCCUUUAUUCCGAGUGUCAACUAAGCAGAACAAAUUAUUUUUAUCUUAAAAGAACAUAAAAUAUAGGGCUUAACCCCAAAAUAAAAAAAAUUUGGAACCCGCAUUUUUUUUUUAAUUAAUUAAUUAAAAUGUUUUUUUUAUUAGCUGUCAACAUUAAUUAAGAAUUUUUAACUGUUUAAUUUGUAGACAAGGGAGUGAAACAAAAAAAAAUAUUUAUCUGAUUAAUGCAACCCGCAUUAAUUCUAAAAAUAAUUUCCUCAACAGUAAUUUGUAUCUUCUAUCCGUAUAAAAUACUAUUGACCUGCUUAUAAAUUAUAAUAAAUGAAUAAUAAAGGCCCAUUUUGGGACAUGUCCUUUAUGAUUCCCGCAAAGUUUGCGAAAAACUUAAUUUCAUGCUGAUGACCGCUAGUAAUUAAGCAACCUAGCGUUGCGUCUCUCUCUAGUUUAAUAAUUAUGUUUUUAUAUUCUGACAUUCGUUUGGACCGUCUUCUCUGGUACAUAGUGCCAACUCUCAAUUUUGUGUUGAUAUAAUCUGGUACCAGCUUCUUGGUUUCGGUUGGUCACGGCUCUUUUGGCACUUGACUUCAACCAGAAACAAUGUAGAAGCAUAUCUACAAUUAAAAUCUGUGGGUCAAUUUAUUACAAUUGCUUUUACUAUUCAGUAUUAUAAAUAUACCUAAAUCUUUCCAUAACCUCCUCGAAUAAUAAUAACGAAUAUCACAAUGGUGUAUUUAUGUAUUUCGCGCGCAAUUUAAUUCAUAGACAAAUCUAUUUUUUUUUCUUCUUAGUUUUAAGUUUAGGUACUCAAGGCUAGCAUAGUACCUACGUUUGGGUAUCUCGUAUUGCAUUGCAAAAACAGAUUAUAAUUCUUACAAUUCCAAAUGGGCAUUACAUUUACUUAAAUGUUUAUAAUUUACACCAUGCAUAUGGCAAAGCUAGUAAAAUUAUCAUAUUUGGUAGUGAAUAUAUUUCAUACAAAAUAAAAAUUACUCAAUUCGAUUGAAUAGGCUGUAUAAUUACCGACCUUUGCCUGGUCCGAUAUAAACAAAUUGGAAAACAACAAGAUUUUUGUAAUGCAAUCAUUGCCUUUAUUAAUUUUUGAAGUAUUUUUCACUAUUAUUAUAUUUUUUACUCUUACUAUUUUCGAAUAAUUUUAAUUUACUAAGCGCUACGUAGCUAAUAUUUAAAUAUUUUAUAAGUUUUAGUAUGUUUAAUUAUUAUUACAUUUUCAGGGUUUUCAGAAUUAAAAAAAUAUAAAUUAAUUCAUCAAAUAAUAUCCAGUGACUAAAAGUUGCAUUUGUAGAACAAAGUUACCCAUAUUAAUUAUAAAGAAAUUAUACAUAAAAAGAAAAAUUUAAUAACCAUUAUGUCCAUACGUUUUCAGGUAAUUUCUUGUCUAUGGUUCUUACAAAGUUUUUUGUAAAUUACUAGAGUUUGGCUAAUGAAUGAAGAAACUAAAAACACCAGCUAAAUUAAAAAAAAAACUGAGUAAAUUCUGAAUAUCUGAUUAUAGUGCAAAUAUUGGAAUAACUGAGUUUAAUACUUAUUUAUAGGUAGACAAACCAGAAAAUAAUUUAUACAGACUAUGAAAACGUAUGUUUUUUUUAAAUUGUUUAAAUGAUUUUUUAAAUUUGGCGGGCGACUUUAUUCUCUACUUUCAUUAGCCAGACUCUAGUAUCUCGUAUUUGAAAUAUUCGGAGGUAUGUAUCAAUUACCUUUAUGCUAGACACAAACGGUCAAUUAUUUUCACGUUUCUGUAGCACCCACGACUAUAAUUGAUCGUGUGUUGGUCACUGCGUACAUAACUUUGACAGCCGCGUGGCGCAGUGGGCAGAGACCCUGCUUUCUGCAUCCACGGCCGUGGGUUCGAUUCCCACAACUGGAAAAUAUUUGUGUGGUGAGCACGGGUGUUUUCCAGUGUCUGUGUGUAUUUAUUCAUUAUAUAAGUAUUUAUACGUAGUAUAUAAUUGUAUAUUAAUAUUAUAAUAUCAACUAUCUUAGCACCCAUAACACAAGCUACUCUGUAUGCUUACUUUGGGGCUAGAUAGUGAUGUGUAUUGUUUAAGUAUAUUUAUUUAUUUAUUUAACUUGUCUAGUAUGCCGCGUGGGUACUGUCGUUUGCUUUUCAGAAACGUGAGAAUAAUAAUUGACCAUCAAUGGCGACCUUUAUACAUAGAUGUAAAACUUUUAUAUAAUAUAGAAUAUUACUAAAAUCAUGCCUUACUAAUAUUAAUCAAAAUCACAUUAACUAUAUAGUAAUGUAUUUUUAAACUCUAAAAUAUAUCAUAGUUAUCUAUAGCUUAUUUUGUAAGUUUAAAUCAUUGCUAAAAUCGAAUAUUUUCAAUUGAACAUAACGAAAUGGCAGCUAGUGGUAAAAUAUUCAAUUUCUAAAAAACUCAAUUCAUAAUUCUUUUAAAUUUCCUUCUUCGAGGCGACUACUCAGUUAAUAACGCACUUUCUAUGAUAUUACUUGUAAAAAAACAAGAUUUUAAAAAUAAAUAUUAAAAUCAAACGCCCGUAUUUUUGGUUUAUAAUCUUCUAUAACUUUAAAUAAUUGCAAAAAAAAUAUUUUCUACCUCAUUUUCCGGAAAUUAUUUCACAAGAAAAAUAUUACGUGAAAAAAAAUCAUCAGAGAAUUUCAUUUAAGAAUUUUAAUUUUAAAACUGCAUUUACUGUCAUUAUCAUAAAUGUUUGAUACUGGAUAUUUUAAUAUUGAUAGUUUAAUUUACAACAUAGACAGAGAAGUAAAUAGACUGCUUGGCGCGCGUAAAGUCAAAUUGACACUGCGACACACUGAGCCGUUCUUUCAUCAGGGUUACCAACUUGGGGGUUUCCCCCCCCCCCAGAUUUAGGGGGUAAAUAAGUGAGGUGGAAUUUUUUAGGGGUCUGAAAUUUUUAGGAGUAUUUUCAGGGAUUUUUUUACUCUUUAAUAUGUAUUUUUAAAUUGAUAAUAUUAAUAUUUCUUGCGACUUAAAUACGUAAUUCUACAACCACUCUGUGAUGACUGGAUGCAAUUUUUAUCCAAUAAAAAAAAAUGUUAAAUUUAUUCAAUGUCAACAUGUAUGAUUUCAAAAAAUCUCAAUCUUCAAAUGAAGACGUAAUAUUUUACGUAUUAAAUAACGACUUUUGAAACACAUUACAGAUAUUUUCUAAAUCAUUAUGAUUUUUUUUGAGGGGGACAAUUCAAUAAUUAAGGCUUAAGGUUAGGGGUUUUUGACACAAACACGUAUCCUGUCGUCUUAGCUGGUUUAUUUUCAGAGUUUUUACGCUGUGGCUUUCUUAAGAAGUGGUUGUCUAUUUACUACUUUGUCUACUUACUUUUCAUUGCGACCUCAUGUAUUUCACCCCAUAGACGUAUUGAGCUGCCUAGUGUAAUUUAUAUGACACAGAGAUAGAGCAUAAAGCAUAGGUACCUUGAUAUACCUGGGAUUUUAUUAUUAUCACAAUUAGAAUAGAAUUUGGUCCAGUGUACUUACUUACUAUGAAAAAUAUUAAUGGUUUAAUGUACGUACAUUCAUUUUGAGAAGUGUUAUUUUAUUAGUUAAAUUUACUAAUAAAUGUACUAUAUGUAUACUAUACUAUAUCACGCAAUAUAUUAAUUAAUAUAAAUCAUGUAAACUUAUAUUUUAAGCAAUCUUAAUGCCAGCAGCAUUGUUCUCAUUUGGAGGAUACCUAUAAAGUUAUAAAUUCCUCUGACAUGACAACAAGGUUGACAUAGACAAUAUAGAUUAGUCAUCGAUCGUAGAUCGUUAGAUGGGCCUCAAAGCGUCGCGGGAUUGUCAUUGGUUUCGAAUAUUGAGUCAUCGUCGUCGUCAUCACUCGUAACAUAUUUCUCUUUAUUCAUGUUGUUGCUUGUAUUUUUACACUUCCAAUAUGAACAUGGAAGCAUAAUUAAGGAAUUAAAAUAAAAAAAAACAGUAAAUAUUUUUUUAAGUUCACGUCCACUCACAGCAUGCGCUUGUUACGUACUAAGAUAAGAUGUGCGUGCACGUCUUUGGGUAAUGAAAAUUGUUCUUUCUUUAGUAUGGAGGGGCCCAUCUAACAAUUUAUAUCGAUGAGAUUAGUUACAUCUCUUAACAAACCGUGGACAGAGUAUUUCUUUUUCUACGAUACAAAUGUUCUAACGCUUACUAGAUUUAAACAAACGAAUUAAACUUGAUAAAUACGUUUAAUUUUGUAGGUGCUAUAAAUAGAUCACAAUUAUUCCAAUGUAGUAAUAGUUUUAUGAUAAAAUAGUAUAAUUAACUUAUAAUUAGUAGGUAUUACUAAUAAAGUAACACUGGAAUUUAGUUAAUUAAUCAUUAAGUUACGGGCUAUGUAUGUAUUUAACUAUAAUUUAGGAAAACGAUUAAAAAGUUUUGAUGAAAUUUUUGAGCGUCGAAGUAUUUAAUCUUAUCAGAAGAAA
Molecule: messenger RNA, 7471 nt
Organism: Bicyclus anynana (squinting bush brown)
Lineage: Eukaryota; Metazoa; Arthropoda; Insecta; Lepidoptera; Nymphalidae
Gene: hrm
Product: monocarboxylate transporter 13
Exons: 8
Coding region: 575-2632 (685 amino acids)
Biological process (GO): transmembrane transport; monocarboxylic acid transport
Molecular function (GO): monocarboxylic acid transmembrane transporter activity
Source: RefSeq, a predicted model, not a curated record